Bombyx mori (domestic silkworm) is the source of this 847-nucleotide messenger RNA. RefSeq lists its product as uncharacterized. The coding region runs from base 307 to 792 and encodes 161 amino acids. NCBI's taxonomy places the organism in Eukaryota, Metazoa, Arthropoda, Insecta, Lepidoptera, Bombycidae. The transcript is spliced from 5 exons. The record is from RefSeq and is a predicted model, not a curated record.
CUGACACACAUAAAAUAUGUAAGUUACUAUCUAAUUAAAUUAAAUUUAAAUUAAUAAUAAUAAUUAAUCAAUUUAAAUUAAAUUAAUCCCUCAAUCAUAAAAAAGAGCAAUUAAAAUUAAUUUCAAGUAUCAAGACUCGCAUCUUGACUGCAUCUCGAUACUACCAGUUCUACGGUCGAUAUAAUAAAAGCGUCGAUAAUUAUUUUCACGGCGCAUAACGCUCCGUGUGGUUGAAUACGUACGUACAGUCAGUCGUUUUGCUAUCGCUUCGAGAGAUUUACGUUCGAACUUAACGUUGUAUUGAACAUGGCCUCGAACGCUGAUAAGCUGUUAUGGAUUUUACUGUUCGCGGGCGUUCUUUCUUACGGCACGCAAUGCCCUAUGCACGAAAUGACGGACGCAAAAGCUGCUUACAAAUCCGGCGAAAUACCAGACAGCUCCAUGCCUAUAACGUUGGAUAAUAUCAAAGCAAAACUGAAGGAGUCCGGCAUCUUUGACUGGCAGGAUGCGAGCUUAAACGACAGAGAGCGUAAGGAGUUAAGUAAGCUCUUUGAUGCAGUGGAAAUUAUGACUACAUCUCGCAAUCGACAGCCUCCGAACGUGCAAAACAUGUUCUCUACUCUGCGUCUCGUCGAGAGAGUCGUUAAGAAGCAACUCAAAGAGGGACAGAUAUCCGAAUCUUUAGCCGGGAAAUUCCAAUGGGAGAAACUAUCUACACGUCAAAGAAGAGAGAGACCGCUGUACCAUUUAGAUAAAUUCGCCAACGUCAGAAUGUACAAGAACAUUUCUUGAAACUUAAAAUCAUUAUUUCAUAUUAAAUUUAAUAUUUUGUAAUCUCCGUCCGAAA